Molecule: messenger RNA, 1302 nt
Organism: Mycena indigotica
Lineage: Eukaryota; Fungi; Basidiomycota; Agaricomycetes; Agaricales; Mycenaceae
Product: DDE Tnp4 domain-containing protein
Exons: 3
Coding region: 1-1302 (433 amino acids)
Source: RefSeq, a predicted model, not a curated record
AUGGUGUUUCUGCACGAGCUUUUGCGGAAGCUCACACUACUCUCAUGUGGUAUACUUCCUCGCCAACAACCCCGCCCAUCUUAUAUCGACACUCUUGCCCACGAUUCUGCUGAGGACUGGGGCUCCGAUUACGACAGUGACUCUGAUGCUUCCUCUGCAUCAAGCAAGUCCGACUCCGAGAGUGAUUCCGAGUCCGACAUCGAUGACCUGCCAGCCCCUCAACGAGCACGGCCACGCAUACCACAUCCUGAACCCUUCUCAGUCAUGGGUUGGGCCAGCAAGCAGAUCGACGCCAUGUAUGCACGCCGUUAUGAGAACGAGCGACACAAGAUCGUGCGGUCGGACGACCCAACGAUGCGUGUAGCGCUGGACACCUGGCGAUACGAUGACCCCGAUUCCUUUCGGACAGACCUUCGUGUCUGGCCGAAAACAUUCAAUCGCCUGGUCCAGAAGCUAGAGAACAAUGCUGUCUUCCACAAUGGCGGCCCUAACAAGCAGAAGCCCGUUGAGGAGCAACUGGCGAUUGCUCUCUACCAGUUUGGACACCACAGCAAUGCUGCAUCACUCACGUCAGUCGCAAAUUGGGCGGGGUACGGAAAGGGUACCAUCUCCAAGUGCACAACACGUGUUAUCAAGGCCAUCCUUGCAGAGGACCUUCUCCGCCGGUAUGUGCGGAUGCCAACAGAGGUUGAGAAGGAGGAGGCGAAGAGAUGGGUUGCCAGGAAGGCGGGCUGCGAGGGGUGGCGUGAUGGAUGGUGCAUGGUCGAUGGCACUCUCGUACCGUUCUAUGCUCGACCUCACUAUUUUGGCGAGAGUUACUUUGACCGCAAGCAGAAUUACUCACUCAAUGUUCAGGUUGUCAACCUUCCGAAUCUGCGCAUAGUCGAUAUUGGAUUUGGCCAUGUUGGAAGUACGCACGACACGACCGCUUUUGGCACUACCAAAAUCUAUCAGCAACGCCAAUUUAUUCUGAAGCCAGGGGAAUGGAUUUGGGGUGAUGCUGCCUAUCCGAUCUGCGACUGGGUUGUCUGCCCAUUUAAAAAGCCUGAACGGGACGAGCCCGAUAACACUCUGUUCAACAACCAUGUCUCGUUUGUGCGUGUACGCUCUGAGCACUGCAUCGGCUUCCUCAAAGGGUGCAUGCAGUCACUCAAGGGUCUACGGAUUCUUGUCCGCAGCAAGCCGGACCACACCUAUGCAACUCAGUGGAUUGCCUGCUGUGUUGCAGUCCAUGCCUAUGCCAUGCACCAUGAAGCGAAGAUGGCAAAAGCGGAGGGCAAGGAUGACUACGAGGAGGUAUGA